GCCUCCGUCGCGAUAUUAAUCAUUUCCCGAACCCAAUCUCAUUGUGUAAACCCUAACCCUAGCGCUCUCGCUUUCGUGCUCUCCUUCGCCAUGGCCAACAAAAAGCGAAAGCUUACCUCGCCCGCUGUCGCCGAAGCACCCGCCGAAGCACCUGCCGAAGAGCCUAAAGAGGGUAAGUCUCAAGAAGAGGAGAAUCAGCCCCCUACCGAGGCCAACUCUGAGCUUCCGAUCGAUGAGAAUUUCCAUCCCGAUGCCCCCUCCACCGACCUUGGAGAAGCAGCUGCGGAGGCCGAAAACGGAGUCGACGAGGACGAGGACGAGAACGACAGAGACCCGAAUACGAUCCAGCAGCUCUUAGAGCCUUUCACCAAAGACCACCUCAUCGAGCUACUCCGCGAUGCGGCCGUGAAGCAUCCUGACGUGCUGGCAGAGAUACAUCGCAUAGUCGACUGCGAUCCUGUCCACCGCAAGGUAUUUGUCCACGGCCUCGGUUGGGAUACGAACGCCGAAGUUCUCACUGCUGCUUUUCGCCAGUAUGGCGAGAUCGAGGACUGCAAUGCGGUCAUAGACAGGGCAACUGGCAAGUCCAAGGGUUACGGAUUCAUAUUAUUUAAGCAUCGUGCUGGUGCACGUCGCUCACUUCAGGAGCCCCAGAAGAAAAUUGGCAACAGGAUCACUUCUUGUCAGCUUGCCUCAAUUGGCCCUGUGCCACCACCUGCUCCUCCUGUAUCAGAGUACACUCAAAGGAAAAUAUUUGUUAGCAACGUUGGGGCAGAGCUUGACCCCCAGAAACUGGUUCAGUUCUUUUCUAAGUAUGGGGAGAUAGAGGAGGGACCGCUAGGCCUGGAUAAGGUGUCUGGGAAGCCAAAGGGUUUUGCGUUGUUUGUUUACAAGACCGUUGAGAGUGCUAAGAAAGCAUUGGAGGAACCGCACAAGAACUUCGAGGGUCACAUACUGCAUUGCCAGAAGGCAAUCGAUGGGCCGAAGCCAAACAAGCCAGGAUUCCAUUUUCAAAGUCCCGUAGCUCACCAUAUUGGCCUGCAUCAUGUUGCUGGUGGAAUACAUGGGGCACAUAUCCCACGGAACCACAAUCCCUCUCUUUUUGGAGGGGUUGGAAGUCAUCUCUCAAGUGCUACAAGUGCUGGGCACCUCAUGGCCCCUUCAGGUGCUGGACACCUUAUGGCCCCUUCAGGUGCUGGAGUGGGGUUCAACCCGGAUGCUCAACCAGCUGCUGCAGUGGCUGCCGGGUUAAAUCCUGUGUUAGGGCAAGCUUUGACUGCGUUACUUGCGAAUCAAGGAUCUGGGUUGGGCUUGACAAACAUCUUGGGAAACUUGGGGUCUGGUGGGGUGGCUGGAACUCCUGGGGCAUUGUCAAAUAGUUCUGCACAUGGUUUGCUUGGUGGUGGCUAUGGUGGUGGUGGUGCUGUUGGGAACUUGAAUGCUGGGAUGAUGGGAGGUCAUAACUCGCAGGCAUAUGGGCAGGGUGGCUAUGGGACUCCAUCAACUGGACAGGGAGGAGCUGGUAGGAGCCAAACAGGACUUGGGCAAAUGGGCAACCUAGGCCAUUACAUUGGUCAUUAGGUAAUCCCAGGAUAUGAUUGCGUAUAAUAGACCCGAUGUGGUACGACUCUUAUCUGGACCCUGCAUAGGCAGAAGUUCUGCGUACCAGGUUAUCCUUUAUCAAGCUUAAACUUUGUGCUUGUAUCUAUGCUCCUAGAAAAACAUAAACAAGGAUGAAUGAUAGAGAUUGAUUAGGAGAGAAAAUGUUUUCUGCAAUGUACAUUGGACUAUGAGCAAUACAUGCUAGGUAUGGUUCUUCUGUAAAUACACUAGUGAAUUACAGUGCCUGUGCUGUGAAAACUAUAAUACAUGAAGCACAUACUUGUUCCAGAUAGAAUUUAUUGAACACAACAUUUGUUUUUUUUUCUCUUUUCCUUAUAUUAGGAAUAAACAGUAAAAGAAAUGUAAUUCAUCUUAGGUUAAGCAAGUACUUUGUCUUUUUAACUUCAAUCAAAUUGUUCAAUCAGAAAUAUAAUUGUUAAAAUUUAAAUUGGGUUAUCUUUGUUAUGUAUACUGAUUAGGUGGUCUGCAGUUGAUAGGUUAUAGUUCAUUGGAUGGCCUGAUAUUUGCUAUCUUCAAAUAGCUUUGCAUAUGCAUAUUCUAUUGUGACUGCAGAAAUCUAAAAUUAGUUGGUGGAACAUUACGUGUACCCAAUAUGACUUGUGUAUAUUUUUAAUCAAAUAUUGGUAUUAUCAAAACUACCAUGCAUAAGAAGUAGCAUUACAUCUUCCUUCCUGUUGAAGAAUUUUUGUCCAACAAUCACUUAGCUGGUUUGAUUUUUUCACCUUAAGUUUUGGGUUUCUAUAUUUGGUUUACAUAAUUAGUAGUUUGCAAAAUUGAAAUCCGCAAAAAAUCAUAUAAUUUUUGGAUUACAAAGGUUUUGUGUAUUAAAAGUACCUUUUACGACCGUGGCCUUUGAGUUUUGAGUAGAAUUUUUAAUGUUGUAAUAAAAGUUUCAUGCAACCUCUUCUAUUUUUCUUGCACUGAAUAUUUGAAACGUUGUGUCAAUUCAACUUUCGGACAUUGUUUUUGCUUUAACUUUGUUUUGAUCUCUGAACUUGAAUGUCUAGUUUAUCCUGGCGGCAAAAUUUUCUAUUAUGCAAAGGUUUUCACACUUUUAACA
Molecule: messenger RNA, 2683 nt
Organism: Zingiber officinale
Lineage: Eukaryota; Viridiplantae; Streptophyta; Magnoliopsida; Zingiberales; Zingiberaceae
Product: RNA-binding protein P-like
Exons: 2
Coding region: 91-1581 (496 amino acids)
Molecular function (GO): RNA binding
Source: RefSeq, a predicted model, not a curated record